Messenger RNA from Venturia canescens, 4311 nucleotides. It is a transcript of the gene Nup154, whose product is annotated as nuclear pore complex protein Nup154. Lineage: Eukaryota; Metazoa; Arthropoda; Insecta; Hymenoptera; Ichneumonidae. Bases 98 to 4057 code for a protein of 1319 amino acids. The transcript has 15 exons. Gene Ontology annotation, molecular function: protein binding; structural constituent of nuclear pore. The record is from RefSeq and is a predicted model, not a curated record. Gene Ontology annotation, cellular component: nuclear pore inner ring; nuclear pore. Gene Ontology annotation, biological process: protein localization to nuclear inner membrane; transcription-dependent tethering of RNA polymerase II gene DNA at nuclear periphery; protein import into nucleus.
CAGCGCAUGGUGGGGGAGACGCGCGCGAAAACUCCGCUCGUGUGGCUCGAAAAGCCGUCAAUUCAAUGCUAAAUAAUAGUGGAUAGCUUUACAUAAAAUGGAACCUCUCAAAAUGCAUUUGGAUGCCCUCGAGAUGGCAGGCAAAAUGGUUGACAAACACAUUAUAGCUGACAGUUAUUUUCCUUCCUUAAUCAAUCUUAUGCGAUAUAACGUUCAAGGAGGUCCGACAGUCAGUGGAUUAGACGAUCAUGAUUAUCCAAACUUGAAUGGGAAUUCUCUGAGUUUGACUAGUAUUAAUCAAAUGCGAAUGCACAGCAAAAUACCACUGCCAUCAGAAGUCAUGGAACACUUCAGUCACAUGCAAUGUCACUGUAUGAUGGGCUUGUUCACUGAAAUAUCAAAAGCCUGGCUCACAAUUGACAGCGACAUCUAUGUCUGGUCUUAUGAAAAUGAAUCUGAUGUAGCGUAUUUCGAUGGUCUCAACGAAACAAUCAUCAGUGUGGGUUUAGUCAAGCCGAAACCAGGAAUAUUUCAGAGUUACGUUAAAUAUUUGUUGAUUCUAACGACCACUGUUGAGAUUACAAUUCUCGGUGUAACAUUGACGGAAACUACAGAUGGAAGUCUUGGAGAAAUCCAACUCGUGCCAGAGCCAAUAUUUACAGUGACGACUGACGGAAUAGCUAUCACGACUAUAGCAAAUACGAGUAGCGGAAGGAUAUUUCUCGGUGGAAGGAAUGGUUCUCUUUACGAGAUUCAUUAUCAGGCAGAAAGCACGUGGUUCGGGAAGCGUUGCAAAAAAGUGAACCAUUCCGAGGGACCAUUGUCAUUUUUAGUGCCAUCAUUUGUCACCGUUGCCCUGUCCGAGGAAGAAGCAAUUGUCCAAAUAUCGGUUGAUGAUUCUCGCAACAUUCUCUACACUCUUGGCGACAAAGGAACGAUUAUGGUGUGGGAUAUCGACAACGGUGGAGCUUCGAAAAUCACGUCUUUGUCGCAGUCUUCUCUCGUCCAAAACACCGUUCACGUUGUGAAAACUCUCGACAGCAACAAUUUUCGUCCUCUGGUCAGCAUAUCGGCGAUAUCGGAAUCCGAAUCGAUACAUUUGAAUCUCGUUGCGGUCGCCGCCACGGGAACACGUUUUUACUUUACUUGUACGUCGGUUACGAAUCCGACAGCUCGACCGCAAGGACUUCAACUUGUACACGUGAGAUUACCCCCAGGUUAUGCGGCUAAUGCUCCGGUUAUGAGACCACGAAAAGUUCAAAUGGCGCAUUACAGGAAAGGAACGCUUAUUCUCGUAUGUGGAGGGGAUACCGAGACAGCGUGGUGUCUUAGUAACGAUGCAUAUCCUUUCACCAGCUACCUCGCAGAAACCCAAAGUAUUUUACCUUUGGACAGUCCGGCCUGGGCAAUGGCUGAGAUUCUCGGUGAAUCCGCGAUACAAAUUGACAAACAGAGUGGUUCUCAGGGAGAGCCUCCUCUUCUCGUGAGACAGCAUAUGGAACCACCGAGAAAAUUUAUCUUUCUAACUGCCCAAGGUGCCAUAGUUCUCGUACAAGUUCGUCCGGUUGACAUACUGCGACAAUUAUUACUCGAGCAACGUGGGCCCGAUACCGAGGCUGUUCGAGCAUACUUCGAGACUCAAUCGCCCGAACAAGCUUGUGCGACUUGCCUCAUACUGGCAACACUCGAGAGUUCCCAAAACGCACAGUUAUCUGACUGGGCAACGAGAGCAUUUUUCCUCUAUGGUGGAUCUUGCAAUUCCUCGAUUCCACAAUCGAUAGAUAUUCACGGUGGAUUCUCCAACACUGGAGCAGAUUUGAGAACUUCGACACCGAGAGUAACGGGUACUUUCGACACUCGUUCUGCGAUGUUCCGGUCACAAGUUGGUACGCCGCAACAGGAAGUGGGUUUGCAAACGUUCUCGAGCAAACACGCGGGUCUUUAUUUCUACGUUGGCAGAAUACUGCGACCAAUAUGGACGAUGCGUUGUAUCAAACAAGAAACUGUUAACAACAAAUCCCAAAUUAUGAGUACAGUACCGGCGGUGCAAAUUGGUUGGAUACUCGGUCAUCUCCAAGCUCUCAGAAGUUUCUUAAACAAAAAUACUCACAUAUCGAAACAGCAGAGUGUUGGUGGUGGUGGUGGUGGUGGUGGUGCGAGAAACGUGAGCCACGGUUUCGACGCAUCGAUAACGUCGCAUUAUCGUACCCAAGAAUAUCAAGAACCGUUGAUCGAAGAAAAGAAUUCUCUUGAUGCUCUCAAAGUUUUUAUAACCCACGCUUGUGAAGUUCUUGGCUUGUGGAAAAUUCUUUGCGAAAAUCAAUUGCACAAUAUCGUCAAUUGUUUGUCCAAGGAUCAGAUAGCUCAAUUCUCAAACGCUAAAUUUCGCGAUCUCAUACUAAUCGGUCAUGAGAUCUCUUCGCUUCUUAUAAUUCACCUUAUCGACAGUUAUUUAGGCGAUAACGCUUCGAUAGACUCGGUAAGCGCAAGACUGCGCGAAGUCUGUCCGAAUCUGUACAGAAGCGAAGAUGCAAUGUGUUCCAAAGCGAAUGAGAUUAUUCUCAAAGCCAAAAGUUGCCUCAGUCCCGACGAGAAAGAAGCCUACUUGCAAUCGGCGCUCAAGUUGUGCAAAGAAGUUGCCCCCAGAUUAAAUCUCGCGGCUGUUUGUCAACAAUUCGUAGCUUGCCACUUUUAUAAAGGUGUCAUUGAGCUCUGCCUGUGCAGCGCCGAGAAAGUUGAUCCCAACAACGCAGCUCUGCACUAUUACAAAAAUAACGAACCCGCCGAGGAUCAAGAAGGCAACAUGGCUUAUGUCAAGAGACUGGAAAUUUAUCGCGAAUUCACUGCUAUGCUGGAUCAUCUCUACAAUCAAAGCAUUUCCAAUCCACUUACUCCGACUGUACCGAGUAAGCCUGGACCACCGAUUUACAAUACAACACCAACUACGAUGCCACCUGCCAAACAAGUGUUGCAUGAAAUUAUCGAAGAUGCUCUACAAUCGCCGUGUGAAACUCUGCACGCAGCCGUCUACGGUUGGAUGAUAGAACGUGGUCUCCAUGGUGAGCUCGUUGCUCUCGCAGCGCCGUCGCUAGAAGCUUACCUCAUUCGCGUCAACGCACCCGAGUUGCUCUGGCAAUAUUACGAGAGAAACAAGAACCACGCUGCGGCAGCAAAAAUUUUGGAUGCUCUAGCCACGAAAAUUGGCUCCGACGUUUCGUUGUCUCAACGUGUCGAAUAUUUAGCACGCGCCGUUGUUUGUAUGCGAAGUGAUCAAGCUGGCUAUGCACCGUAUCUUGGAGUAUUUCUCCGUGAGUUAGAGGACAAGGUGGAAGUUGCAAGAAUACAGCAACAGAUUUUAGAUACGAUCUGCAAUCAGCAACAUUUGUUUGACAAUAUGACAGUGAGGGACGCUAAAUUAAGACUAAACAGUUCACUUCUCGAUAUUACGCAAUUGUAUGAAGAAUACGCAGAUCCGUUCCAAUUAUGGGAGUGUAAAUUGGCGAUAAUUCACUGUUCCGGACAUCAAGACUCAAUGCUCGUUCAAGGCAUUUGGACAAAUAUUAUUGAUAACGAAUUAAUAAAUACUGCUGCUCAAUCAUCCCCGGAGGACAAAAUGUCGAUUGUUAUGAGUAAAAUAAAACUUCUCGGUCAAGAAUAUUCAGGAACUCCGCAUUGUUUCCCCAUAGAUUUUCUAUUGAAACAAUUGGAAAUACGGGCCUGCCGACUUCACGUCUCGAACACAGAUAUAAUCACUGGCUUUUUGCAGCUGGGUGUCAUGAUGGAGGAUCUUAUAGAUUAUUACGACAAAAUGAUCGGUGGCAACAAUCGUACUUGGUUGAACGAGGGAAACGAAUUCCAUCUGAUUGAAUCAACAGCCAAUUUAGUAAAUUAUUUUACCUCAAACUCAAAAAUCACGAACACUUUUACCAGAAGAAAAAUCAUUACAAAGUGCCAGGACGUGAUUUCUAAGUGCCUGACAACAUUGUUCAGUAAACCGAACAGCGGCGAAUUGAUAAGCAGACUCAGAUCGAUUCAGAGUUUAUUGAACCGAUUGUAACUUUAAUUCCGUAUAGGAUCGACGAUCUCGUGGUCAUAUUUCAUGGUAAAAUAUUUCGUCGACCAUUGUAUAAAAAAUAACAAUAAAAAAAAAGCUAAACUUGAAAAAAAAUCAUGAUAGAACAUAAUUUGAUGAUGAAAACAAAAUAAUUGGGUAAUCAGUGUAAAUGGUGAUAAGCAACAUAGCGUACUCAGUGAAAGGAUAAAACGUUUUCUACUGUACUAAUUUUUCAAAUAAAAAUAUUACCAACACAA